CCGAGAAGCCCUGCGUAUCGGUCGUCCGGACUGUGCUUUCAGAUCCAAGUGUAUUGUGUUGGGUGAAAUGGUGCUCUACAGCGACAAAGAAGAGAAGACCAUGCCCUUCUCCAAGAUUCGAAAGCACAUCUCACGCUCCGGGUCGUUUAUUGGCGCUCUACAAGACUCGCUACCCCACGAGUGGGAACACCUGAUGAUCGUAUUUUUCGACGUCUUGGUGCUAGAUGACGAGCCGGUCCUGCGUCAUUGUCUACAGGAGCGCCGCAGCCUGCUUAGAGACCUAGUCCAGGUCAAACCGGGUCGCUCGAUGCGCUCAGAGUGGUCCCUGCUCGACUUCAAGACAGGGGACGGCAUCACAGACCUCAAGGAGAUAUUUGCCCGAAAUCUUGCUAGUCGCCAAGAAGGGCUUGUAUUGAAACCACUUCAUGCACCUUACUUCCCGCUGUUAUAUGUACAGGGGUAUCGGCGACCAGGGUACUUCAUCAAGCUCAAGAAGGAUUACCUGGGCGAUAUGGGCGGAGAACGCGAUCUAGGCGACUUUGCAGUCAUCGGUGCAAGCUUCGAUGCGCAAGUCGCCCCGAAGUCAGACUUGAAGCCCUUGCACUGGACGCACUUCCAUCUAGGAUGUUGUGCGAACAAGGUCGCAGUGCAACGAACAGGCGCCAAGCCCAUGUUUGAGGCAGUCGCAACUGUAAGUCUAGAUCAGUGUAUACCAAAGUCAGAUCUCAAAUACCUGAGCAUCCAUGGUUACGUGCGGCAAGCAAACUUGCAUGAGGACGGCUCGACAGACAACUUCGGCAUCAAAGACUCCAAAGGAUAUGACCGCCGUAUGACGACAGCAUUCAGAAUACCAUUCGUCGCAGAGAUCCUGGGUGGUGGCUUCGAGAAGCUGCAAAAUGGGACUUUCGAAAUGUUGCGCCAUCCUCGAGUCAAGAAGCUGCACAAUGAUCGUACUUGGGAAGACUGUGUGACCCUCGAAGAGCUCGAGGAGAUGGCCGAACAGAAGUGGGAUGUCCCAGACGCGGACCGGCUCGAUGGACAUGCUAAGGAUGUCGCAUUGCUGGUCUCAAAGUAUGUGAGAGAAUCGCAGAUGACCUCUUCAACAUACAGAACAACGCAGGACACGUCACCGACAACUUUCCGCAGAGCUGAAGCCUUGUCAAAUCCAACACCGUCAGAUGCCGUUGUUCAAGAAACACAGCAGCCAACACUCAACACUUACACAACCGCAUCCUCUAGUACGCACUACUCCGGUAGCACACAAGGCGCGGGGACUCGAGCCUCUCGACAGGUUCGAAUCCUUGUCCGCGAAGACACUGCCGAGCGUCUUGCUCUCGCAACGCCGCUCAAGCCUCCACCACCCGCACCAUCAGUCGUAUCACCAGGACUGCUGGCUUCUCCAUCAACAGCACCAUUACUAACAUCACACCGACAAUCUACCACAUUUCUCUUGCCACCAUAUUUAACUGCGCCAGCACCUACUAUAAGCAGAAAACGCGACCUUGCUCAGGUUGUUGACUUUGUCAGCCCGCCUGCAGUUAGGAGGCGCUUCAAGAGUCGCACUCCACUGAAAGAUUUUGGUGCCAACGGGGCGAGGAGCCUGGGUGCGUUCGAUUACGAUUCACAAGAGGGAAUUAUUCAUAUAUAUGCAAAAGAAGGAUUGACGGUCCAUGUACAUACAGAAUUUGAGAAAGUGGAGAACACGGCGGGAAAGGAGUAGCGCAUCGGUUUUCAGGAGGCGGAGGUUGGUUGAUAGGAAGACACCCCAAGUAUAGAUUAAGUUCAAAUACCGCUGAAUUCACAUUAGC
Macroventuria anomochaeta is the source of this 1808-nucleotide messenger RNA. RefSeq lists its product as uncharacterized. Gene Ontology annotation, cellular component: nucleus; mitochondrion. Gene Ontology annotation, biological process: lagging strand elongation; DNA repair; DNA recombination. Gene Ontology annotation, molecular function: DNA ligase (ATP) activity; ATP binding. Bases 68 to 1720 code for a protein of 550 amino acids. The record is from RefSeq and is a predicted model, not a curated record. The transcript has a single exon. NCBI's taxonomy places the organism in Eukaryota, Fungi, Ascomycota, Dothideomycetes, Pleosporales, Didymellaceae.